Penicillium expansum is the source of this 1182-nucleotide messenger RNA. Its product is annotated as tellurite-resistance/dicarboxylate transporter family protein. NCBI's taxonomy places the organism in Eukaryota, Fungi, Ascomycota, Eurotiomycetes, Eurotiales, Aspergillaceae. The transcript has a single exon. Gene Ontology annotation, cellular component: membrane. The coding region runs from base 1 to 1182 and encodes 393 amino acids. The record is from RefSeq and is a predicted model, not a curated record. Gene Ontology annotation, molecular function: malate transmembrane transporter activity. Gene Ontology annotation, biological process: malate transmembrane transport.
AUGUUUCUCGCUGAUAGGGUGACCCUCAAGGAGCGACUAUGUCAGAUUAAAUGGGGUUGGUACUCAAUGUCCAUGGCUACUGGAGGUAUCUCUGUUCUCCUCUACCGGACACCUCACCAAUUUACUGGACUUGAGAUCAUCGGAAAGAUCAUUUACAUUUUCAACUUGGCCUUCUUUCUCGCGAUCACAUCAUGCAUGGCCGUCCGUUUCAUUUCUAGGCCAGUGGCCCUCAAAGAGUCAUUCCGAGAUGGCAAUGAAAGUUAUUACGCGCCAACAUGCCUACUAGCUAUCGCUACUAUCAUCCUCGGAGCAGUCGGCUAUGGAACCAGCGCCUGCGGCCCCUGGCUGCAGAUUGCCUUACGAAUCGUCUUCUGGAUCUACGUCGCCCUGUCUACACUCUCAGCAAUAUUCCAUAACUGGUAUCUGUACCACCUAGCUAUGGCUAGCCAGCAACCUUUUCCAAUAGCCCAACUACUGCCCUCUUUCCCAGCCAUGCUUUCCGGCACGAUUGCAUCAUCUAUUGCGGCGAAUCAACCAAGAGACCAAGCGAUACCCAUUCUCAUCGGCGGUGCUACAUUACAAGGCUUCGGUUUCAUCAUGUCUUUGCUCAUUUACGCCGAAUACCAAUAUUUCCUCGCCAAGCACGGUCUUCCAGAACGGGCUAAACGGCCGCAGAUGUUUAUUGCUGUUGGACCAUGGAGCUUUACUGCUCUUGCAUUGAUCGGUAUGGCAAAGGAGGCGGUGAAAGCCUUGCCUUCGCGAUAUAUAAUUUCAUACGCAGAUCCCAUGUCUACUGGAAACACCACUGUGAGCACUGGUGACAUUGCACUAGUCAUUGCUUCAUUCUUUGCUAUUUUUGUUUGGACUAUGGCUUUCUUCCACCUUUGUAUUGCUGCUAUUAGCAUUUUGGCUUCUGCUAAAAUGUUUGGCGGUGCGGGGGCACCUCCCAUGUCAGUUGUGUAUUGGGGUAUGGUUUUCCCCAACACGGGAUUUAUUAUAGCAACAAUCAGUAUAGGAGAGGUAUUGCAAUCACCGGCCAUCCUGUGGGUCACUUCGGUUCUGACCGUGUUGCAAGUUAUGAUGUGGUUAGGUGUGGGAUGUGCUACCAUACUUGCAGUUGCGAGACGUCAAAUGUUAUGGCCGGAGGGUGUCAAGAGAGGAAACGAAGAUGAGGUUUCAUGA